CGAUCGGCCUCGCCUCCCGGAGCUCCCCCUCGUCAGCCGAUCGAUCUCCGUACCGCGCGCAGCGGCUUCGCGGUCCCCACUGCUGCUUCCGCCGCUUCCCCCUCCGCCGCGCAGGAUGGCCGGAGCGAUGGAUCUCCCGCAGAAGGGCGGGUUCAGCUUCGACUACUGCCGGAGGAACGCCAUGCUUGCGGAGAAGGGCCUCAAGGUGCCUGGUUUCAGGAAGACCGGGACUACCAUUGUCGGCCUCGUCUUUCAGGAUGGAGUUGUUCUUGGGGCGGACACGAGGGCCACAGAGGGUCCUAUAGUUGCUGAUAAGAACUGCGAAAAAAUUCAUUACAUGGCACCAAACAUAUAUUGCUGUGGAGCAGGAACUGCUGCUGACACUGAGGCUGUAACUGAUAUGGUCAGCUCCCAGCUUCAGCUUCACCGUUAUGCAACUGGUCGUGAAUCCAGAGUGGUAACUGCCCUUACAUUACUGAAGUCACACCUUUUUAGCUACCAAGGACAUGUCAGUGCUGCCCUUGUUCUUGGUGGAGUUGAUGUUACCGGGCCACAUCUGCACACUGUUUAUCCACAUGGUUCCACGGAUACUCUUCCUUUCGCGACAAUGGGUUCUGGAUCCCUUGCCGCAAUGUCGGUGUUUGAAUCAAAUUACAAAGAAGGCCUCACAAGGGAGGAGGGAAUACAACUUGUUUCUAAUGCAAUCCGUGCCGGUAUCUUCAAUGACUUGGGCAGUGGAAGCAAUGUGGAUGUUUGCGUAAUUACUAAGGGGAAGACCGAGUACUUGAGAAACCACGAGCUACCGAAUCCAAGGACUUACAUUAGUUCGAAGGGAUACAGCUUCACCAAGGGGCAAACUGAGGUAUUGUCCACGAAGAUAACACAAUUGAAGCCGAAGGUAGAUGUCACAGAGGUCGAUGCUAUGGAGGAGUGAUAAUUAUGUGCUUAAAAUCAGAGACAAGAUUGAGAAGUGUUGCUAUCAUUCCUGUGGAAAUGCUUGAACUAAAACAGAUUGUCUUUUGUUGUACUUACUGGGGUUACCGGGCAUUUUUAUGUUGAUUUUCGACACAUUUAUGGAGGGUCGAUCUUAUAACUCAUGAUAUGUUUGCUAAACGGUGGCACUACUAUUCAUGAUGUUGCUUCGUGGAUCUAAAGGUUUAAUAGCAAA
Messenger RNA from Oryza brachyantha (malo sina), 1168 nucleotides. RefSeq names its product proteasome subunit beta type-7-A. The transcript is spliced from 9 exons. Gene Ontology annotation, molecular function: threonine-type endopeptidase activity. Lineage: Eukaryota; Viridiplantae; Streptophyta; Magnoliopsida; Poales; Poaceae. Gene Ontology annotation, cellular component: proteasome core complex. The record is from RefSeq and is a predicted model, not a curated record. The coding region runs from base 116 to 934 and encodes 272 amino acids.